Salvia splendens (bonfire salvia) is the source of this 1199-nucleotide messenger RNA. RefSeq names its product ELMO domain-containing protein C-like. The transcript has 7 exons. The record is from RefSeq and is a predicted model, not a curated record. NCBI's taxonomy places the organism in Eukaryota, Viridiplantae, Streptophyta, Magnoliopsida, Lamiales, Lamiaceae. Bases 1 to 615 code for a protein of 204 amino acids.
AUGUAUCUGGAAGAAUGUUUACACAGACUACAGAACCGGAUAAAUAUUAGUUAUGAUAGUUCAAAUCCGGAGCACCAGGAAGCUCUAAAGGCAUUGUGGCAUGCUGCCUUUCCCGAAGAGCAACUACACGGUUUAAUAUCAGAACAGUGGAAAGAGAUGGAUUGGCAGGGGAAAGAUCCAUCGACAGAUUUUAGGGGUGGUGGUUUCAUAUCAUUGGAAAAUUUGUUAUACUUUGCGAGGCACUUUCCUAAAUCUUUUCAGGAUCUUCUUCAGAAGAAAGAGGGUGAUAGGGCAAUGUGGGAAUACCCCUUUGCCGUAGCUGGUGUCAAUAUCACAUUCAUGCUUAUUCAGAUGCUUGACUUUGAAGCAGUAAAGCCCAGAACACUUGUGGGAGCAACCUUCUUGAAGUUGCUUACAGAUAAUGAAUCAGCUUUCAACCUUCUAUAUUGCAUUGCGUUCAAGCUAAUGGACCAUAAAUGGCUCGACAUGCAUGCUUCGUACAUGGAUUUCAAUACUGUGAUGAAAGCUACUCGGCAUCAGCUGGAGAUGGAGCUUCUCCAGGAAGACAUUGUAUGCCUCGAGGACCUGCCCUCUUAUAGUCUUCUUAGUUGGUAACCUAGUAUCCAACUUCCGUAUUUUCUGAAGGUAUGAGCCAGUAUGUCCAAUGCCAGGAAUGCUAUUUUGUUGGAUAAAAUCCCAAUUUUGGUGCUUCCAACUAAAUAGAUUUGCUGAUCAAAUUGGAGUGGUGGUUUUUCGUAUUGAGGGAGGGGGGGAAAAGGACUCUUAGCUAGAAAGUGAUGCUAAAGCAUGCUUAUUAAUGCUCUUCAUUGGUGUGAGCUUUUAAAGCAUACAUUGUCUGACCUCUGUUAAUCUAUGUGCAUCUAUCUUUAGUGACAGAUAUAUGAACCAAGUUUAGUGAAAGAUGAAUCCUUCAAAGUCCACUGAUUUUGUACACCAUCGUGCUCUAUGGAAACUGCAGCUUUAGUUAUUGAAACUGAAUCUCUUUUGCAUUAUCUGUUCUGAGUCACAUCAAAGUUUGGUAGAUCAAACAUAGAAUACCAGAGACAAAUGUAAUGAGUUUCCUAGCAUUCAUCUGCGCAACUAAAGUAUGCUGAAAAACUAUGUUUUAGUUCCAACGGACUAGGACAUGUCAAUUACUAUUAAGCCCUUCUUGGUACGAUGGGAUGGAAUGAAGAUAU